Schistosoma bovis is the source of this 1163-nucleotide messenger RNA. The record is from the annotation of a GenBank genome assembly. NCBI's taxonomy places the organism in Eukaryota, Metazoa, Platyhelminthes, Trematoda, Strigeidida, Schistosomatidae.
CUCAAGGUUAUUCCUAGGCCCCAUCUUUUGAACUUGUUGUGAUUACUUCCACUAUCUUUCGGCUCCCAGGCAGUUAGCACCGAAUAAUGCUUGGUAGAGAUUGAUAUUUAAAAUAUGGCCGGUGAAGAAUCGAUAAAAAUUAAAUUAAUCCUGUUAGGAGAUUCAGGUGUGGGGAAGACAAGUUUAAUUCGUCGAUUUGUUGAUGACCGAUUUACACACAAUGAAGCGGCGACGAUCGGUUUCGAUUUCAAACCAUAUCAAAUGGUUGUAGACGGAAGAACAAUUCAGUUUAAUAUAUGGGAUACAGCUGGUGUUGAACGAUACAGUAGUUACUUGACUCCUUCGCUUUACCGCCACGCUCAUGGUGCUCUUUUUGUAUACGAUGUUACUUCCGCACAAAGUCUUUCCGGAGUGAAAUACUGGGUAGAACAAACCAGACAAUUCUGUGGUAGUCGACUUUUAAAAAUGCUUGUUGGCAAUAAAAUUGACUUGGAUAAUCGCAUAGUUUCAAAAAAAGAAGGUUCAGAUUUCGCUCGAAGUAUGGGGUCAAUCUUUGUUGAAACCAGUGCAAAAACAAGUGAGAAUGUCCGUGAUGCUUUUGUAGAACUUGUUCGUAAAAUACUUCAAGAUCCUGAAUUCCUGUCAUCAACGUCACAACCACCUCAAGGAGUAUCCUUUGAAUCUACUCAACCCAGCUCAUCAUUAACAUGUCCUUGUUAACAUUAGAGGGAAAUUCACAAGAACGUUGGGAAAUACAUUCAGAUAAUCUAGGAUCAAAUACAAUCGACAAGAAACCAAUCAAUCCUGCUUUAAAAUGCAAAGAAAUCAACUGCAAAUGUUUUUUUAAAUAACUGUGAUUUUACUUAUUCGUAUAUUCAUUCUUCCACCGUUUUUUUUUAUAUAUACAUAUUCAAUCAUCAUCUAAUGUAUUGAGCAAGUGGUUAUUCGUAUGAGAACGCCAUGCUAUGAUAUAACAUCACUGAGUUAUAUCUCUUUUUCUUGUAAUUAAAUUGAUCAUACAUUUUUGUCAUUAUCUUUGUUCAACAUAAUAAAAAUUAGACCAUCCUUUUUAAUGAAAUACUUGUGAAGUAUGAAAAAUCAUUCGAUACAACAUUGAAUACAUAUUAUGAUUCGGAUUUGGUAUACAAGCAUUAUAUUUACUA